Messenger RNA from Umbelopsis ramanniana AG, 1415 nucleotides. RefSeq lists its product as uncharacterized. The transcript has 2 exons. The record is from RefSeq and is a predicted model, not a curated record. Bases 198 to 1406 code for a protein of 402 amino acids. Lineage: Eukaryota; Fungi; Mucoromycota; Umbelopsidomycetes; Umbelopsidales; Umbelopsidaceae.
UAAAUGUACAUACCGGCGUGUUCAGGUUCUUUGGGUCGAAUGGCUACCCACUGGCUUGCCAUUUGUUGUGAUUGUUUAAUGAAUUGUCGUCAUCUGCCGUGCUUCCUUUUUUUUUUAUUGUAUAAAAUUGUCGCGGAGAGGCCAGACGCGAAACGUGAUCCCAGUCACACCUUCUCAACUUCCCCACCCUGGCGACCAUGCUUCGAAUUCCACGAACCCCUCGUAUUCUUGCACGCCCGGCGCUACAGAGCGUUCGUAGACUAGCCACGACACCACGCUUGUUCAGUCAAAGCAAUCCACACAGCAAGAUUCAUGCACUGCCCUUCAAAUUGUCAGAAGAAAAGGCACGCUCUCUGAUCGACCUUACUGCCUAUGUGAACGAGCACACGUUUGCUAGCUUUUUCAAAAUUCUCGGAAGUGCCAUAACUCGCACCAAACCCAAAGUUGACGAAAAAGCGCAAGACCUCGAGCUACGCAAGGCUUACCUGCCCUUCUGGUACCUUGAUAUUGCAGUUUCUGGAAAAGGAACGGCGCUGCAAUCCAAUAUGGGAAAUGAUGAGAAGGAUAUGCAAAAUUCCAUGCUGGGCAUGGCAUUUGAUAGCUAUUGGCCGGGGUUUGUAUUCGACCCUCUGCAUUACGUAUCCUUUGGUAAACCUCACAACCAAGACAUUCAAGAUGCUGUCCCGUUUUCGCCAAGUAUGUACCAAGACGUCGAAGAUAUCGAAGUCAUUCCUUUCAGCGUCAGCCCACUCCUUGAUAUUGCUGACCGAGUCGACGUUGUGAAUGACACGGUUAUCGAAGGCAAAGAGUUUAAUUACCAAAUGAACGACGUCCAACUAGAGUUCGCCGCAGCUUAUCCUCUUUACUGGCCCGUGUACAUAGCGAAAUUUAAGGUAGGCGAAGACGAGGAGAGAACCAUCGUCUUGGCCGCGCACAAGGACGAUCCGUUCUUCUUGCAAUGGGAACCGGAUAGAGAAGGAUACCAACAAUGGCUCAACAACGGCUCCUGGCUCAAUGCCGAUGUGACAGAACCGUUCUGGAAAAUCGGAUAUGGUCAGAAGGGAGUGCUUCAUAACGCUGAGCAGAUGUACCUUAACGACGUGGUGGGACAAUUUGGCGUGGGAGGCGAUACCAUUGACUGGGAAGACAAACGCAUUCUAGCCUAUCCUGUACAUAAUGGUGACAACAAGGAGUAUUUGACCAAGAUGUACAGCUACUGGGCCAAAACAUCCAUGCUCAAGAUGAUCCAACACUCUGAUUCCACCAUGGUCGGUUUCGGCAAGGGCAAGUUUGAGAUCCUUCCUGUGGAGAAGAUGAUUGAAAAUACCGAGAAGGAGAUCGAAGAGGCUAAAGCUGAGAUGGAGGAAGCUCGACCCAAGUGGUUAAGUGAGGGUUCUCAAGCGUAGGUGUUGCGA